AUGAAUAAAGUCCUAAACGUUGCGGAAAAAAAUGAUGCUGCAAAAUCGCUGGCUGAAAUUAUGUCCAGAGGUAGUUACAGAAAAAGGGAGGGUUUUUCCAGAUUUAACAAGAUCUACGAGUUUCCAUAUAGACUUUUUAAUAGGGAUGUGACGAUGACGAUGACGUCAGUGUCUGGUCAUUUGCUCACCUACGAAUUCGUCGGCCAGUAUAAAAAUUGGACAUCAUGCAGUCCUCUGUUAUUAUUCGAAGCUCCAUUGACAAAGUCAUGUCCAGACGAUUACAAGGAUAUCAAAAGGACCUUAGAGAGAGAGUGCAAAAAUGUGGGUACUCUAAUAAUUUGGACGGAUUGCGAUAGGGAGGGUGAGAAUAUUGGCUACGAGAUCAUCAGCCCAAAUUUGAAAGUCUACAGAGCAAAGUUUUCAGAAAUCACACAUCAGGCAAUUACUAGAGCUAUAAAUAACUUGGGAAAUCCGGACGAGAAGACCAGUUUGGCUGUUGAUGUCAGACAGGAGUUGGAUCUUAGGAUAGGUGCUGCUUUCACGCGCUUCCAGACGCUGAGGUUGCAGCGGGUCUUCCCGAGCGUGCUUGCUGAGCAGCUUAUCAGCUACGGCAGCUGUCAGUUCCCCACGCUUGGCUUCGUCGUCGAACGCUUCAAGCAAGUGCAGUCGUUUGUGGCCGAGCCCUUCUGGAAGAUUGAAGUUAUCUGCCAGUCAGAGGAUGGAGAAGUUCAUUUCAAUUGGAAGAGGCAACGCUUAUUUGAUUACAUGGCUUGUAGAGUUCUAUAUGAACAUUGUGUUGAGAAUCCAGAACUGACGAUCACCAACGUAACUAACAAGCCGAAAUCCAAAUGGCGACCUUGCGCUCUCGACACAGUUGAACUGGAGAAAGUUUCAUCUAGAAAGUUAAAAAUAAAUGCCAAAGAAACAAUGAAGAUAGCUGAGAAGUUAUAUACACAAGGAUUCAUAUCCUACCCCAGAACGGAAACGAAUGCCUUCCCAAAGGAUUUCGAUUUGGUGUCUUUGGUCAAUCUCCAAACGCAAGAUCCAAGAUGGGGAGAAUUUUCAACUCGACUGUUGAAUGGGGGUAUCAGCCCGAGGAAUGGUUCGAAAUCCGACCAGGCCCAUCCGCCCAUACAUCCCACCAAGUAUGCCCCCAGUCUGCAGGGCAAUGAGAAAAUAAUUUAUGAAUAUGUGGUCCGCCAUUUUCUGGCCUGCUGCUCUAAGGAUGCCCAGGGCUUCGAAACCAUCGUCGAGGCCGACGUCAGCAACGAGCAGUUUAGUGUCUCGGGCUUGAUGGUAACAGCCAAAAACUAUCUCGAAGUCUACAUAUAUGACAAAUGGAGUGAUAAGACAAUUCCGAAUUUCGUGCCAGGGCAAAAGUGCAUACCCAAGAGUAUCGGCAUGACUCAGUCGGAAACAUCGAGUCCAUCUUUGCUAACGGAGGCUGACCUGAUUGCUCUGAUGGAGAAACACGGAAUUGGUUGUACGGACGCGACACACGCGGAGCACAUUGAAACCAUCAAAUCACGAUUGUAUGUUGGUGUUCGCGACGACGGGAAGUUCGUUCCCGGGGAACUUGGAAUGGGAUUAGUGGAGGGAUACGACGCCAUGGGCUACGAGAUGUCAAAGCCACAUCUGAGGUCCGAACUAGAGGCUGACCUCAAGAGAAUAUGUCUUGGACAAAAAGACAAAGAUGUUGUUCUCCAAGAACAAAUACAUAAGUAUAAAGAGGUAUUCAAAGUUGCCAUACAGCAGGUAAGUGGAAACGAUAGCAACAACAACAGUAAUAAUAAUAAUAACAAUAAUAAUAAUAACAACAAUGGCGACCUGUUUCCUCUUUGCAAAUGUCCAAAAUGCGGCAACGACAUCAUUAUCAGGAGGAAAAGAGAUAAUAAUGGGCUAUUUUUAUCUUGCAUGGGUUUUCCCAACUGCAAGUAUGCCGUGUGGCUUCCGAGCUUCAUAGAUGGAGCUGACGUUCUAGACGAGUAUUGCGAAUCGUGCACCAGCCACGGCCAGCCAAUGAGGAAGCUUCAUUUGCACAUGACGCCAUCUAGCUCCACCCAGCAGUUUGCAGAUGACGAUAAUGGAAAUUUGAAGAUAUGUAUUUCCUGUUGUAGCGAUACUAUCAAAGAAUUUUUGGAAAUUAAUUUCGCCAGAAGUAGUAGUAAUAGUCUUAGUAAUUCUGGGAGUAUUAGUAGUAGUAGUAGUGGUAAUAGGGGUAAUAGUAGUAUUACUGGAGGUAGUCAUAGUAGUAACGGUAGAGGUGCUAGUAGUAGUAUCAGUGGUUUUAGUAGUAGUAGUCAUAACACCACUUCCAACGACAGCGGCUAUCCGAGAUCGUCAUCAUCAUCAUCUUCGUCGAUGACGUCAUCGUCACGCACAACAAAUAAUAAUAAUAAUAAUAAUAAUAGAAAUAAUAAUAAUAGAAAUAAUAAUAAUAAUAGGAAUAAUAAUAGUUUCUUUUCGUCUGGGACUGUGGGCAACAACGGUGAUGACGAUGACGUAUUUCCUUCUUCAUCGUUCGCUCCUCCUACCGGCGCUUCUGAUUGGUCGAACAAUCGAAGCCUCAGCCAAUUACAGACUUCCGGGUUUCUGAGGCCAUCCAAUAGAAAUCAAAUCCCUCUCUGUUCUCAACAGCCAAACAGCAGCAGAACUAACAACAACAACAGCAAUAAUAAUAAAUUUAAUAAUAAUAAAUUCAAUAAUAAUAAUGAUAAAUUUAAUAAUAAUAAUAACAAAGAUGUCGUGUGUUUGUGUGGUGAAGACGCUAGGCUGCUGACAGUCAAAAAAGAAGGGCCUAAUACAGGAAGACAGUUUUACGCGUGCGCCAAACCGCCAGACAGCAAAUGUACCUUCUUCCUAUGGGCCGAUUCAACCGACCAAUCAGAUAGCGGGAAUUUAGGUCACACCACUACUACUGCUACUUCUAAUUUCUCAUUAAAUGGGCCAGGUCGUAAUAAUAAUAAUAGUAAUAAUAAUAAUAGUUAUGGUAAUAGUAAUAGUUUUGGUGGUGGUGAUGAUGAUGAAGAUGGAGGUGCUGUCGUUCAGUGCAAUUGUAACAUUCCUGCUAAGAAACGGACCGUGGUUAAAGAUGGUCCGAAUAAAAGUCGACCGUUCUAUUCAUGCCCCAAACCCAUUGACCAGGGCUGUGGGUUUUUCCAAUGGGCCGAUGGUCGGUUGGUUGGUUGGUUGGUUGGUUGA
This is a messenger RNA of Helobdella robusta, 3201 nucleotides long. RefSeq lists its product as hypothetical. Gene Ontology annotation, biological process: DNA topological change. Gene Ontology annotation, cellular component: nucleus; chromosome. NCBI's taxonomy places the organism in Eukaryota, Metazoa, Annelida, Clitellata, Rhynchobdellida, Glossiphoniidae. Bases 1 to 3201 code for a protein of 1066 amino acids. Gene Ontology annotation, molecular function: DNA binding; zinc ion binding; DNA topoisomerase type I (single strand cut, ATP-independent) activity. The record is from RefSeq and is a predicted model, not a curated record. The transcript has 28 exons.